GAAUCUAAGCAAAAUUCUCCUCUCUCUAGAAAUCUUACUCCUCUCUCUCUCUCUCUCUCUCACGCACACAGAAGAAAGGCAAAUUCCCGUUGCGAGCCAAAUUCCGCUAUGACAAUCACCGGUACGAUGGCGUACGAACGCGAGCAACAAAUUCCCGGUGACUACGACCCUAAUUACGUACCUGACUCCGUGAAAUCUUUCGUAGUUCACAUGUACCGCCAUAUACGGGAGAAGAACGUCUACGAGAUCCACCAGAUGUAUGAGACGUCGUUCCAGAGCAUCAGUGAUAGGUUUUUCAAGGAUGCGCCUUGGCCUUCUGUCGACGCCGUGGCCCCAUACGUUGAUAACGAUCAUGUCUUUUGCUUGCUGUAUCGCGAGAUGUGGUUUCGACAUUUGUAUGCCAGGCUUUCGCCUACACUCAAGCAACGGAUUGAUUCAUGGGAUAAUUAUUGUAAUCUCUUCCAGGUUGUAUUACAUGGGGUGGUGAAUAUGCAACUUCCAAAUCAGUGGUUAUGGGACAUGGUUGAUGAAUUUGUAUACCAGUUUCAGUCAUUCUGCCAGUAUCGUGCUAAGAUGAAGAGCAAGACUGAGCAGGAGAUUGCGCUUCUGAGGCAGAAUGGUCAGGCAUGGAAUGUGUAUGGUGUCCUCAAUUACUUACAGGCACUUGUGGAGAAGUCUAUGAUUAUUCAAAUCCUUGAGCAGGAGAAGGAAGGCCUUGAACAGUUCACUGCUACAGAUGGAUAUGACUACAGCGGUGGAAGUAAUGUAUUGAAGGUCUUGGGAUAUUUUAGCAUGAUUGGUCUACUUAGAGUUCACUGUUUGUUGGGUGAUUAUCAUACCGCCCUGAAGUGCUUACUUCCUAUUGACAUAAGUCAACAAGGCGUGUACACCAGUGUUAUUGGAAGCCACAUCACUACUAUAUAUCAUUAUGGAUUUGCAAACCUCAUGCUGAGGAGGUAUACAGAUGCAAUUCGAGAAUUCAACAAAAUACUUCUUUACAUUUUUAAAACCAAGCAAUAUCACCAAAAAUCCCCUCAGUAUGAGCAGAUACUAAAGAAGAAUGAGCAGAUGUAUGCCUUGCUUGCUCCUCAAGUGAAGCUUGUUGAGGAGGUUGUGAACUCUCAGUUACGGGAAAAAUACGGUGAAAAAAUGUCAAGGAUGCAGAGAUAUGAUGAUGAGGCAUUCGCUCUAUAUGAUGAGCUCUUCUCUUAUGCCUGCCCAAAGUUCAUUACUCCCUCUGCCCCAAGCUAUGAGGAGCCUCUCGUAAAUUAUAACCAGGAUGCUUAUAGACUACAGUUGAAGUUGUUUCUUUAUGAAGUAAAGCAGCAGCAACUAUUAUCAGGCGUUCGAACCUUCUUAAAAGUGUACUCAACAAUCACCCUCGGGAAGCUUGCUGCAUACAUGGAAGUGGAUGAACCUACCUUGAGGACGAUCUUGAUGACAUACAAACACAAGACACAUGCUGUAGAUUUUGAUGGAAAAAUCACCUCGAAUGCGGAUAUAGAUUUCUAUAUUAAUGAUGACAUGAUUCAUGUUGCUGAAUCAAAAUCAGCAAAACGGUACGGAGAUUAUUUUAUGCGCCAAAUUGUCAAGCUCGAAGGGGUAAUGACCGAUGUUGACAGGAUAAAGCUGGAAUAGGCAUUAGAAAUUUACUCUAGGGUUUUCUGCUGCUUCCCUUUGUUUUUUCCAUGUCGCCCCCCACAAAAAUUGCAAGCAACUCAAAAUAAGAGAAGAAUGAUAGAAGGUGGGGCAGUUUUGGUAAGUAUCAUUGUUGGAAUGGUAUUUAGAUUGUGAUUCAUUGUGAAAAAUAUACUUCUUCUUGGUAAUGACAGCUAAUAGGAAGAGAAUGUUAUGAAAGUGAAAUCAAGUUUGCCUUUCCUUUUCUGGCCGCUGAGCGUGAUUAACUUACUGGAACUGAGUGAUCAUCAUUCAAGGUUUUCUCUUUCUGUUGAUCUUAAUAUCACUUUGCUAGUAUGUAAAAUUCUGUUUGUUCUAUUUUCA
Sesamum indicum (sesame) is the source of this 2001-nucleotide messenger RNA. RefSeq lists its product as uncharacterized. Lineage: Eukaryota; Viridiplantae; Streptophyta; Magnoliopsida; Lamiales; Pedaliaceae. The record is from RefSeq and is a predicted model, not a curated record. Gene Ontology annotation, biological process: translational initiation. Gene Ontology annotation, molecular function: translation initiation factor activity. Gene Ontology annotation, cellular component: cytoplasm; eukaryotic translation initiation factor 3 complex.